Trametes versicolor FP-101664 SS1 is the source of this 1218-nucleotide messenger RNA. RefSeq lists its product as uncharacterized. The record is from RefSeq and is a predicted model, not a curated record. NCBI's taxonomy places the organism in Eukaryota, Fungi, Basidiomycota, Agaricomycetes, Polyporales, Polyporaceae. The transcript has 5 exons. The coding region runs from base 655 to 930 and encodes 91 amino acids.
GUCUCCUUAUAGACUGUGCUGUGUCCGGUCUCCAUAGACUCGACCUCGCCCCGGUGCACACCAUAAUCCUCUUUCAUAAUGUCUAGCAGCUCCGGAAACCCUCCUUCUGGCGGCGGCCGACUCCCGCCCCUCUUUGAUCCGAGUCUCUUGCAGCCCAUUGUGCGGCCUAAGCGCACGCCCAUGGCGUGUCUCGAGUGUCGCCGGCGCCAAGUGAAGUGCUCUGGCACGACCCCGCGCUGCGAGCGCUGCAAGAAAAAAGGCAUCGAGUGCGCGUACAUGUCGCUAAGCGAGCAGCGCUCGACCGGCGGUUCCAUCUCCCGAUCUGGCACCCCCCAAGCCGCCGGCGCGUCCGGCCAGGCGCAACAGCAGCAAAGCACCCGCCUCGCGUACCAAGCCCAGUGGUCGCAGGACGCGCAAGCACUACCGACGGGCACAACAUACGCCGCGCCGCAGGGCUGGCAGGGCCCGACUCCCAUGCAAGGGUCCUCCGCGGGCGGCCAGUACGCACAUGCGCAGUCAGGGCAGGGCUACCCCAAUACGCAGAUGGUUUAUCCUCAAGGAUACUCUGAACAACAGGCAGCAGCCUAUGCUCAAUCCCAGGGCGGCGUCGCCGUGCCCGGUGGCGGCGCGGACCUGUUCGCGCAAGGGUAUGGCAUGGCUCCUCAGCAAGGCUACGCGAGCGGGACGACGUACAACGCCUACGGUCAUGGCGUACCCAACAUGGAUCCGGCGUACGCAUACCAGGCUUCGCAGAUGGGAGCGGGGCUGCCCGGCGUUGACCAACAAGGUGCGCCGUACGGCGGCCAGUACGCCUCGCAGAUGUACUUCGACCAGAACGCGGUCCAGAUGAUGUCCGCCGAUGCCGCCGCGGCACAGCAGUGGGCCGGCAACACCCAGGGCUACCAAGGCCACGGCUUCCCUGGGCAAUAGAGUUGUGCGGCGGUUGAUCUACCCUCCUAAUGUCCUAAUCUCCGGACUUCCCGAACGAGCUUCACUGGCAGCGGUCUCGUAUUGGCUUGAUUUCUCCACCCGGUCGUGUAGCGCAUAUUUAACGUGUCUGGUUUGGGCCCUUGUGGCAAAGUGUUCCGCGUUGUAUUAUUAGGCGUACCCAGCUCGUAAUGCCCCUCCUCUCUUGCGAUCUUGUAUUUAGUAGCCACCUUGCUCAGUCUCACCUAUGCCUAUUUUCUCCCUGGUCCGUAUGUAUAGAAUACACGUCUC